AUGGUGGCAGAAACAAAACUUUACGAUGCUUUAGGCAUUAAGCCUUCUGCCAAUCAACAAGAAAUUAAAAAGGCAUAUCGUUUAAUGGCAAUGAAACAUCACCCCGACAAAAAUAAGGAUAAACCCGACUCGGCAGAAAAAUUCAAAGAAGUUUCUCAAGCCUACGAGAUCCUUUCAGACCCCGAAAAACGCAAAACAUACGAUGAAUAUGGACUAGAAUUUAUGUUACGAGGCGGUCCCCCACCACCAGAUCCAAGUGCAAGUGGCGGUAAUCCAUUCGCGGCAGGAGGCAUGCCAGGAGGCUUUGGAGGAUUUGGUUCAUCGAGCGGCAUGCCAAGGGGUAAAACCUUCCACUAUGAUUUCAGCAGCGCGGGCGGACCAGGUGGUGGAGGCUUUAGUUUCAGUAAUCCGGAAUCGAUUUUUAGUGAAUUUUUAAGAGGUCAGGGAGCUGGAGGUGGUGGAGAGGGAGUGGAGGAUUUCUUUUCUACUAUGGGUGGAGGUGGUAUUCCGCGAGCUAGUCCUGGGGGAGCUGGAAAUGGUCGUUCGAGAACUGCACAAUCACAAUUCCGGGGCGCGGAACCGGCGAGGCAGAGAGCGGAAACGCCCGAGGUUACGACGGUGGAAAAACCUCUAGCUUUGAGUUUGGAGGAGUUGUUUAAGGGUUGUCAUAAGAAGAUGAAGAUUAAGCGGAAGACGUUUGAUCCCGAAACGGGCAAGAGACAAACUACAGAUCGAAUUUUGGAGAUGGACAUUAAACCGGGUUUGAAGAAGGGAAGUAAGAUUAAGUUUAAGGGAGUAGGUGAUCAGGAGGAGGGUGGUCAGCAGGAUUUACAUUUCGUUAUCGAAGAGAAAAAACACCCCUACCUAACACGCGAUGGAGAUGAUCUAAUCAUGACGGUCGAUCUCGAUCUUAAAGAAGCACUCACAGGUUGGAAUCGUACUGUUACAACCAUCGAUGGUAAAAACAUCUCGCUCGAUAAAGGAGGACCCACUCAACCUGGUUCCUCGGAUUCAUAUCCAGAUUUGGGUAUGCCGCUGAGCAAACAGCCUGAUAAGAGAGGAAACUUUAUCAUCAAGUAUAAUGUAAAGUUCCCGACGAGUUUAACAGUGGAGCAGAAGAGAGCUUUAAGGGAGAUGUUGUAG
This is a messenger RNA of Sclerotinia sclerotiorum 1980 UF-70, 1143 nucleotides long. RefSeq lists its product as hypothetical. The transcript has 3 exons. Gene Ontology annotation, molecular function: protein-folding chaperone binding. The record is from RefSeq and is a predicted model, not a curated record. NCBI's taxonomy places the organism in Eukaryota, Fungi, Ascomycota, Leotiomycetes, Helotiales, Sclerotiniaceae. Gene Ontology annotation, biological process: translational initiation. Gene Ontology annotation, cellular component: cytosol. The coding region runs from base 1 to 1143 and encodes 380 amino acids.